Molecule: messenger RNA, 3582 nt
Organism: Komagataella phaffii GS115
Lineage: Eukaryota; Fungi; Ascomycota; Pichiomycetes; Pichiales; Pichiaceae
Exons: 2
Coding region: 1-3582 (1193 amino acids)
Molecular function (GO): protein binding
Source: RefSeq, a predicted model, not a curated record
AUGCCUGGCAAGAUUUGCUCCCCUUAUGACACGAGUUUCUUCGAAAACUCGUUGUCUCUACGAGUGGAUGGUGCUAUUGGAGCGAUGUCUUUAUCUCCCUGUAGCAGGGAUGCUGUUUUGGCAGGACGAAACGGUUUAGUUGUUAUAGAUUUAGAUGACCCAUUUGCACAACCAAGACAUUUGCAUCACGUUACUUCCUGGGAAGUAGCUGAUGUUCAAUGGUCCCCGCAUCGUUCACGGGCAGAAUGGGCAGUUUCCACUUCAAAUCAAAAGGCACUGGUAUGGAACCUCAGUCGGCCUUCCUCGGAUGCAAUUGAACAUGUAUUGCAUUUACACACAAGAGCCAUCACAGAUAUCAACUUUCACCCCCAAGAUCCUAAUGUCCUUUCAACUUGUUCAGUUGAUACCUUUUGCUUUUCCUGGGACCUUAGAACACCGAGGUUACCAGUUGGAAAGUACACUGAUUGGAGAGCUGCUGCAUCCCAGGUGAAAUGGAACUAUAGAGAUCCUAACAUUCUUGCUAGUGCUCACAAUAACCAUUUUUACAUUUGGGAUGUUAGGAAAGGUGCUGUCCCUUUGAUGAAAGUUGAUGCACAUGAUGGAAGAAUUAAUGGACUUGAUUUCAGUAAGCAUAAUCGCUCCGAACUCAUCUCUUGCUCUAAUGAUAUGUCAGUGAAAGUUUGGGAUUACGAGAAGGAUAGCUUAAAUUUUCAGUCUUGUAUUAGAACAGACUUCCCGGUUAGUAGGGCUAGACACAUUCCGUUUGCCAAAGAUUGCGUUGGAAUUAUGCCAGCUAGAGGUGGCAAUAAUUGCAUAUACAUAUCCAAUUUUAGAGACGAAGAACAAUUGGAUGAAGAGAAAACCACGAAACUCAAACCAUUAUAUGUCUUUAAGGGACAUUCGGAACCAGUCAGAGAUUUCCUUUGGAGGACUAGAUACCAGGAAAACGACAAGAACAUCGAUAAUAGAGAGUUUCAACUUGUUUCAUGGUCCAAAGACUGUGAUUUAAAACUAUGGCCCAUUACUGAUGACUUAUAUACAAAAUUCGGCCAUGAAAGAAAUAAGCCAUUACCAGCAGGAACGGUUCUUGAAAAGUACACGUACCAGACUUUUAGGGAAGAGCCUGAAUCUCCCUCCACAAAGUUCAACGUGGAUUUGCAAUCACCCUGGUUGAAUGCUACUAUAUUGAGAAGAAGGAAGAAAAAUAAAAUCAUAAACGGUAACGCUGAGUAUGAUGGUCAGCAACAGGAACAUUUGAACUGGAUUUCGGGUGUUAGAAUCGGCAAACCUUCUAUCAACCCCAGUAAUGAUGAAGCCGAUAAAGAAGCAAUUGCUGACACGAAUUUAUUCUUUGGAGCCGAUACCGCUCAGCCGUACAACCUAGGUGAAGAAGUUAGCAUUGUAGGACACAAAUUUCCAAAUGUCCGAUUUGAGAAAAUUUCAGUUUCUACAGGAGAACUGAUUGUCUCGUUAUAUGGACCUUGGGGCGAUCCAGUUGAAGGCGACGAUGACUAUGACAGUGAUCUUAUUUAUUUGAGAUUGGACUUAUUUUUUCCUGAAGAGUAUCCCUCACAGCCAAGUUCAAGUAAUAGGAACUUCAGAUUUUCAUUAGAGGAGAACCACAACCUUAACCCUGAGAAGAAAAAAGCAAUAAUAGAGGGAUUAAAUGAAAUUUCGACUAAAUAUAUGGCACACAAUAGGUGUUUCUUAGAGCCUUACUUAAGGUUUCUUAUGGGAGAAAAGGUCGAUCUCGACCUCGAAGAAGAUUUAUUACCUUUAGAUCCUUUCGACAUUCCUUAUGACUCCGAUAAUGAUGGGGAUGAUCAUUUGACUAGGCCUCAAACUCUGAGUGACUCCGAGGAAGAAGAAGAAGACGAUGAUUUAGUGCCCAUGAAGUCCUCCGUAGAUGCCAUUCCGAUAAGAAGUACCCCAGGGUUCGACAGCACACCGAUCCCUAAAGGAUGUGGAGCGGUUUGGACUUCAAGUGGUCAUUUGGUGUGUUUCUUUUUACCAAAACAGGACAAGGCAAAGAAUAUAUUGAUGGACUUUGACCACCAAGGGUUUGGAAUUGCGUCAGGAAGAAAUGACGAAAAUUUUGAACAACAGAACGAUGAUGUUGAAUCCAAUGCUUCAGAGGACAGUUUUACAAAAGAUUGGAACGAUAUUAUACAGGGAGAUAUCAAAGAGCCUGGAUUAUUUGGAAACUUCAAAGGUGGCGUUUCUGGAGCGCAACUAGGGCCGAGUAAAUCUGUAACAGAGAAAUCAAUAGAAGACCAAAAUUUUAAGAGUGGGAAACAUAACAAGAACUUGGUAAGAAUCUAUGAUUUCAGACAUUUGAUACCUGCAAAAAUGGAGCUAGCCUUCGAGUACAGGCUUCUCGGGGAGACCCCGGACCGGCUGGCCAAAUAUAACGCCGAGAUUGCUGAAAAGCAUGGCUACAAGGAGCUGGCAGACUGUUGGAAUUUGUUAUCAGUAGUACUGGUGACUGACGUGGAGAUUGAGCGCUACGACAAUGACCAAAUUGAUGGCUUAGACAUAUACCACCUCGGAACUCUUAGUAAGAUGAAUCACAAAUUCUUUUGGGGAGCACAUCCUUUUGGAAGAAGAGUGCUAGUGAAAAGGAUAAUAGACUACUAUGAAAAACUUCAGAAUGUUCAAAUGUUGGCCAUGUUAUCCUGUAUUUUAACAGAAAACUAUGAAGACUCCAAUAAUCCAAACACCGUUGCAGUGAGUAAAAGACUGGAGGGAAAAAUUGACGAAAGACCCAGCAUGGUGUUCAACGGCACGAACUUCAGCAACUCAGCUGCGGAAUUGGGGAGAAAUAGAAUCGAGUCAAUAUCCAGUACCAUGUCAACUUUUGAUGGGGUAAGCCUUAGAUCAGGAAAUUCUUUUGAGAAAACAGCUGGCAGCUCACAGAAGAGAGGUAUUCACUAUGGGAACAACUCUAGUAACAUGCCUCUACAAAUGGCGCUGGAAAACAAAUCGUCAAGUCAAACCAGGAGUUUAAUUCAAAAACCCAGUAAUCCAGCAUUGCCAGUGGUUAGGCUUGAAAUGGUCAACCAUCCGAAUAUGGACUUAUAUGAAGACGUGUAUUAUAUGCCAUUAUUAGACUCCAGUGAAUCAAAAUUCAAAAAAUAUAGGGAUGAGUAUGCAUCAUUACUGUUUGCUUGGGGAUUGCCCGUAAAUUCAAUCAAAAUGCUUAAAUUUAACUAUCCCAGAAAAGAGAACGAAUGCAGCCCCGAAGAUUCCAAUUUCAAUGCUGAGUUUAAAGGAAAGUAUAAGACAGUGGUGGAAAAGGACGCCUUGUACAAAAAGAUGAGGAAGUUAUCGCUCAAGUCAUCUCAAGAUGAUCCCCAGUUGGAACGUGAUCGAGUCUUUUUCAACUCAUUCAAGUACGCAUUGAGUCUUCGGCAGAGAAUGUGCCAUUAUUGUUGCACAGCAGCAAAGAGAAGGGUAUUCGUAUGUCAGAAAUGUCAGCAUAUAUUGCAUGCUAGCUGUGCUGUUCAAUGGUGGGAACAGGAUCAUCAAACGAUGUGUCCUUCGGGUUGUGGAUGUGAAUGUCUGGUACAUCACAGCGAGUAA